Spizellomyces punctatus DAOM BR117 is the source of this 3484-nucleotide messenger RNA. RefSeq lists its product as hypothetical. The transcript has 5 exons. Bases 822 to 2954 code for a protein of 710 amino acids. Gene Ontology annotation, molecular function: RNA polymerase I core promoter sequence-specific DNA binding. The record is from RefSeq and is a predicted model, not a curated record. Gene Ontology annotation, cellular component: fibrillar center. Gene Ontology annotation, biological process: transcription by RNA polymerase I. NCBI's taxonomy places the organism in Eukaryota, Fungi, Chytridiomycota, Chytridiomycetes, Spizellomycetales, Spizellomycetaceae.
ACGAUCAAUGAGAUUGAUUUGUAUUUCAGGUAGGGGGCAAUGGAGUGGGAUGAGGAGGAUACGAUAACUCAUCAAGAGUCGAACUUGACAUUUGGAAGAGAAGAGGGGGAGAGGGCAGGAGACGUCACUAGCCAGUUUCCAACAUGGCUCUUUCCAGACACUGGCAAGUGUCAGACGACCGGUACAUUGAACGGGGCGUACUUCGUCGAUACAGAAACAACAGGUCUACAGGUCAACUUCCAAUUGAACGACGGGUGGUGUCCAACUUUGAAGGCAUCUCGCACAGGAGAGGUGACACCUCCAAGCCGCGCAUGGGAGAAGCCGAUCCCAAGAGGACGAAUAGAGCGGGAAGUAGAGAGAAUGGUCCGGUAUCAUGAAGCAAACGCAUACGAUGCUUUUAUUCCUCGUGAUUUAAUGCGAAGCCUGGUUAUGGAAAGUCUAAAAACGGAACGGGAGGAGUAUGUGUACGAUCCGUUUGGUGGAAACAUUCUGAAUGUGUAUACACCGUAUUCGGAUCAUGCCGUAUUGGCGUAUCCUGGCGGAAACGUGCUGAAUGAAGUUCGUUUCGCACAAUUGAAUGGAGGAGGAUCGGAUGAUGUAGUGACACCAGUGGACCGGGCCAAGCUAGCAUUUGCAAAUCCCAUCUUGCAACUGACAUCUUCCAAGACCGCUCCUUCUCUUUCUACAUCAAGUAAGGACUGCUUGCUGUUCGCGAUCAUGGUUCAGUCGCGAUCGUGGCGACCAGUGCGGCGUCGGAGUUAUCUGUCGAUGAAACCUCAAAUGCGGGGCUAGCGGACUGGCCACCGCAUGAUGACUUUCCGAUGCCUCAUCUCAUUGAUGUCGUCACAUUCAACCAACGGCCGCUACAUAUGACAUUCAGCCCUGUUCUUGCAAAUGAGGCAGCCAUAGUUUUCGAUGGCGGAGAGUUAUAUUUGUGGGAUGGCUAUCAGCCAACAAGUAGCAGAUCAACGCUCCUUGCAACAUAUGACGAUAAUGCCUCGUCGUAUCCCCUGCGAUGGAAGAGCUGCGAGUUUGGUGCCCAUCCCCGUACACUCAUGGUAGCUCACGCGAAUCGUUUAGAGACAAUUGACUUUCGGUCGCGCGGAAUUAUGCCGACACCCAUAUUUAAGGUGGACAGUAACGAACGGAUAUGGGCAUUUAAUCGUGAGCAUGAUGAGCCUUUCCAGUCAGUGCUGUGCACUUCUGAAAGAACUGUGUUGUUGGAUAUCCGCUUUCCACGUCGUCCGUUAUUGCAAUGGAAAUUUCAAAAUAAUCGGGAUCCUCCUAUCGGGAUUGAGUUCCUCCCAGCAGACCGCAGAUAUCAUCAGCAUGAUUGGACGUUCGUGACCUGGACUCGUCUUCGUGGGGAAAUUAUGGCUUUUAACCAUAGAUCCUUGCACACGAGCCAGACUAUCAAGUCGUCCUUUUACGAGCAUUUCUCACCAUCGAUUACGCUACCACCUUCCUCAUUUGCACGGCCGACGUUACUAAACCGGUUCCGUCCGCAUGGAUAUGAAUCGUCCCAGGACAAGUACUCCAAAGUCGCUUACGGUACAUGGGGUCAUCAGCAGGCACUUAUAGAGAAUGAAGAAAUCCCCGGAUGGCCACCGCUACGUGGCCUCACGUUAUUCACACCGGAUCAGCGCGCUCAUAUUGAUGUCUUGAAGAUUGAAGACGACGGUAGAGUUUCUUUUGAACGGUACGGGCAUGCCUCCACUACCACCGAAGCAGAGAGCAGGUCUCCCCCUUUUCAGUUGAAUUUGGAGGAAAAUAGUAAUCCUGACACCGACUCUGCGAUGUGUCAGUCUGAUGGCACCGAAUUAACACAGUCGGAAGUGCGUCGACAGAAUUUGCCCGGUCUCUACAAGGAUCACGAAAGGGUGGACUGGACGAUGUUGACCAAAGCUAUUGAGUUGUGCUUAUUGAGUAAGGCGACUACGGAUAUAGAUAUCGACCGUUUGUGCGCAAUCAAGGAACCGUGGCAGUGGGCUAUGAGAUCUCGCAAGGAGACUCGACAAGCCACGUUAUGGGAGUUGGUUACAACUGAAGGAGAAGCUGUUACGUACGGAGAAGACGACAAACCAAACCUGCCUGAUCUUUACGCUUUUGAUCGAUUAAAGCGCGAAGAAUCGAAUAAUCCACCAUUGGGGAACGAUGAACCCGCGAUAUCAAGAAUUUCCUACGCGGAGCUUUUGCUUGACCAGGGAGAAGGCGAUCAUGAUGUUUUACGAAAACAAAUGGAACAAUUAUUUCCUAUUGAUAUGCGCGAGGACAACAAUACGUCAACUGCGAGUACCACAGUUGCUGAUGGAACCGAGAUUGCCCGAGAGUUAUUAGUGAGGGACGCGUAUCUUGCAAGCCGGUUGAUAUUGCAACCUCAUGGAAAGCCUGGAGCAACAGACCAUAGUAUGGAAGGCGUACAUGAGCCAGGCAUAGUCAAUUCAGAAUUGUCUGAUACGGAGGAUAAGUUUCGGUCUAGCGAUCACGUCAAGGCCGGUGUCCUUUACACCCCGUACUCCGAUCACCCUGCUCGUUUAUCUGCAGCUGCCAUGGAACUGCGAAAGAGAUGGACAGAUCCCGAUAAAUAUUAUGGGCUGGAAUCUACCGUAGACUAUUCACAAGAGGCUGGUGUAAAGCGGAGAGACAAAGCCGGCGCUCUCGAAAGGCUAGCUGAGCGGAGACAUGGCCGUAGCCUUGGAGCAGGGGAAACAUCUGUACCGAGCGUCUUCAGCAGCAGUCAAAUGAGUAGCUACAGUGGCGGAGCUGAUGACGCGGAUUGGUGGGCCAGCAGCAUACCUAGCCAAACUUGGUCUCAACCACAGGUACAUACUGGGUGGUCGUUGCUCUCACAAGGUACCACUGGAUUGGCACCCUCAAGUCAGCCAGUAGGACAAACGUUCGGAUCAAGCCCUGCUAGCGCAAAGAAGAAGAAACCGCGACGAAAGGGAUUUUAAAUAGUUACUAACCUAGAUAAUGUAUAUAUUCUUGAUGACAUGCAUACAAGCUAAUAGUCUUAUCUAGUGGUUCCCACUUGUAUGAUAUCCCAUUAAUCUCACGAUAUUGCGUUCUUUUGAUACCCCACUUUCAUUCGAAGAAGAGCGACAUGGACAAUCCGCGUCUGGCUUCGAAGAACUUGUUGAUGGUGCUUACGACCAAAACAAACCUGAUAAUGGACAUUAGAUCUUUCAGUUCUGACGUCGGCUUCAAGAUGACCAUUUAUGUGGCGGGUUAUAGCUCAGCAGGAGGUGAAAGAUUGCAAGUGUCAUGUCAGAUGGUUUUCUUUCUAUCUCGGACCCGUUAGGAGUGAAAAUGGACGAUAGCAUUCUGCCAUUGCCGAAAAAUUGGGUUCGUGGAAAGCACCGCAUUAUUACACAGCGCUCACUGUCAUGAUGAGCAUUGGAGAUCGUAGGUGUUGAUAGAAUCAUCUGUGGAAUGAGAAUAGAUAACUCUUUACCUCUCUCUUAAUGCAUUGCUUGUUACCCGA